Messenger RNA from Plasmodium gonderi, 366 nucleotides. RefSeq lists its product as hypothetical. The coding region runs from base 1 to 366 and encodes 121 amino acids. NCBI's taxonomy places the organism in Eukaryota, Apicomplexa, Aconoidasida, Haemosporida, Plasmodiidae. The record is from RefSeq and is a predicted model, not a curated record. The transcript has a single exon.
AUGAGUAAAAAUUGCGAAGCAGAAAACGCCGUUGAGGAAAUUUACCUGUCCUCGAUCAGGAAAGCACAAGAAAAUAUAGAAAUUAGUAAACACCAUUUAAAAGGUGACAAGAGUAAAAAAAUAAGUUUCAAGGACUGCGAAUUUGCAAUUAAAAAUCACACAAAUGAAAUGACCAAGCUCGUGAAGGAGGCUAGUUUAAUAAGGGGUGCAACAAGUAACAGCAUUAAAGAUUAUUACGAUUGGCUAGUUAAAUGUGAUGGGCUUAUUAGAAAUUUAUCAUACGAUGAUAUAAAUAAAAAGAUACAUGAAAUGUUCAACGCAGUUAUUGUCGAGAUAAAUAGUAGGUGCAAACCUGUACUUUUGUAA